Molecule: messenger RNA, 522 nt
Organism: Solanum stenotomum
Lineage: Eukaryota; Viridiplantae; Streptophyta; Magnoliopsida; Solanales; Solanaceae
Exons: 1
Coding region: 1-522 (173 amino acids)
Source: RefSeq, a predicted model, not a curated record
AUGCUAGAUGAUGCUCUGUGGGCAUACCGGACUGCGUACAAGACACCGAUAGGGAGUUCUCUUUAUCGAAUGGUGUUUGGAAAAGUGUGUCAUCUACCAGCUGAAUUGGAGCAUAAGGCAUACUGGGUGAUCAAAAAGUUUAAUCUGGAUGCUAAGUUAGCCGAAAGGAAGAGAAUAACGCAGCUGGAUGAGUUAGAAGAGUUCAUGCUUCACACCUAUGAAAAUGCUAAGUUGUACAAAGAGAAGACCAAGAGGUGGCAUGACAAGCAUAUUGUGUCACACACCUUUGAGCCUGGUCAAUUAGUGUUGUUGUUUAACUCAAGGUUAAAGUUGUUCCCCAGAAAGCUUCGAUCUAAAUGGAGUGGCCCUUUUGAAGUUGUGAGAAUGACUCAACAUGGUUCGGUGGAACUAAAGAACAAGGACAAGAGCUCUACUUUCCUUGUGAAUAGACAAAGGGUCAAGCACUAUUUCGAGAAUGAUAUGGAUCGUGAGCUUGGAGCGCUCAUAUUGAAUGAUGAAUAA